This is a messenger RNA of Colletotrichum spaethianum, 561 nucleotides long. RefSeq names its product N-acetylglucosamine-6-phosphate deacetylase. Gene Ontology annotation, biological process: N-acetylglucosamine catabolic process. Gene Ontology annotation, molecular function: N-acetylglucosamine-6-phosphate deacetylase activity. Lineage: Eukaryota; Fungi; Ascomycota; Sordariomycetes; Glomerellales; Glomerellaceae. The transcript has 2 exons. Bases 1 to 561 code for a protein of 186 amino acids. The record is from RefSeq and is a predicted model, not a curated record.
AUGCGACCUCUUCACCACCGCAACCCGGGCGUCUUUGGUGUUUUGGGUAUUGCCGAGAGCCUGAACAGGCCGUAUUUUGGUAUCAUCUCCGACGGCAUACAUCUUCACCCGACAACGAUCAAGAUCGCCUUCAAUGCCCACCCUGAUGGCUUCAUCCUAGUGACGGAUGCGAUGCACAUGAUGGGCCUUGCAGACGGUUCCUAUCAGUGGACGAAUGGGCAAGAUGUGAACAACAUUAUCAAGGCCGGCUCUACGCUGUUGCUAGAGGGAACCAACACCAUCGCCGGAAGCGCCGUCACCCUGAUGGAAUGCGUGAACAACUUCCUCCGAUGGUCCGGCACGGGCAUCCCCAAGGCCCUGAAAGCCGUGACUGCCACACCCGCAGCGAUGCUUGGCCUGCAAGGCGUCAAGGGCUCUCUGGAAGACGGGGCCGAUGCCGACUUGGUGGUCUUUUCCGAGGAAGUGAGAGACGGUGCCAUUCAGCUGGUUGUGGACGAGGUUUGGAAAGCCGGAGCGUUGGUAUCGAGCCGGAAGGAGAGCCAAUCGCCCAUCACCCCGUGA